AUGAGAGACAUGCUCAAUGUUACACAACAGCCUUCAGAGAAACCUGACACUACUAAGGUCACUGGUCAAAUACCUUACUCAAACCCUGUAGGCUUUCUUCCUCCUGAUGGAGGGACUCCAAUACCAACAAUUCCAGUUACUCCAUCUUCCACUCAAACGCUUGAUCUGUCUAGUAUUGGUUUCUCUUUUCCUACUAGAGCAACACUUCAAGAGCUGGAGUUUGGAUCAGUGACAUCAAUAGAUGAGGAACUACUUGAAGGUGAUGGAGAUGAACUACAGAAACUUGGAAAAGCACAAGGGGUGUAUGUGGCUAGCUCAGAGGAUGGAAGUAGCAAUAUGGUGGCUAUGACAGCAAGUUUUGUGAAGGGUGAGUACCAAGAUGGACUCAGACUUUUUGGAGUGUACAGGACUGAUGUUUUUGAGUCACAUGUUGCAGUUAUUGGAGGCACUGGAAAGUACUAUGGUGCCAAUGGUUAUGCUGCAAUUAAGGUUGUGGAUAGAGUAGGGUCUUCUAGUACAGAACAAGGAAAAGUCACAAGUUCAAAGUUCCUUUUGUUUGAUGUGUAUCUUAGUUAG
Messenger RNA from Gastrolobium bilobum, 576 nucleotides. Its product is annotated as dirigent protein 18-like. Bases 1 to 576 code for a protein of 191 amino acids. Lineage: Eukaryota; Viridiplantae; Streptophyta; Magnoliopsida; Fabales; Fabaceae. The transcript has a single exon. The record is from RefSeq and is a predicted model, not a curated record.